This is a messenger RNA of Puntigrus tetrazona (Sumatra barb), 694 nucleotides long. It is a transcript of the gene ndufb8, whose product is annotated as NADH:ubiquinone oxidoreductase subunit B8. Gene Ontology annotation, cellular component: mitochondrion. The record is from RefSeq and is a predicted model, not a curated record. Gene Ontology annotation, biological process: mitochondrial electron transport, NADH to ubiquinone. NCBI's taxonomy places the organism in Eukaryota, Metazoa, Chordata, Actinopteri, Cypriniformes, Cyprinidae. The transcript has 5 exons. Bases 35 to 631 code for a protein of 198 amino acids.
UCCUCUGCGCAGAAUUGGUGACGUCAAUCCGCGCAUGCGCGCCGCGGAGUGUCAGAGAAGCAAGAUGGCCGCCCUCAGAGGGGGUCUCUUGACCCGUGCUAUUACUAAAGCAAAAACACCGGGAAUCUCAAACAUUCUCCUCGGAACUAGAGCAGCAUCUGGUUCUUCUAAAGACAUAAUGCCCGGUCCGUACCCCAGGACUCCAGAGGAGAUGGCAGCAGCGGCCAAGAAAUACAACAUGACGCUGAAAGAUUACAAACCUUUUCCUGACGAUGGCAUGGGGUACGGCGAUUACCCCAUGCUUCCUAAUCGAUCACAGCAAGAGAGAGACCCCUGGUAUCAGUGGGACCAUCCUGAUCUCAGGAGGAACUGGGGAGAGCCCAUGCACUGGGACUUUGACAUGUACAUCAGGAACAGGGUUGACACGUCUCCGACCCCCGUGGACUGGAAGUCGAUGAGGAACCAGCUGCUGGGGUUCCUGGGCUUCAUGCUGCUGAUGUUUGGUUUGGGCGAGAUGUUCCCCUCCUACCAGCCUGUGGUUCCUAAACAGUAUCCUUACAACAACCUGUAUCUGGAGAGAGGUGGAGACCCUGACAAAGAACCAGAACCUGUCAAACAUUAUGAAAUCUAAUGCUAGAAACCUGUGUUUCGUAACUUAUGUAUAUUUCUCUCUAAUAAAGUUCACUUAAAUUAA